AGUUAACCUUUCACCCUGUUUAUAAAAAGACCUGUACUUUUUUUGCUUUCGUUCGAGUUUUCUAAGAACGACCUAUUUGUAUCUUACGUGGUAUCUUAUAUAGGUGGGAUUUUUAUCUCUCAGUCAGUCAAUCCAAGGAACAAGAAGGAGAAACUCAACUAUUAUCAAAACCUGUUGCAUUUGCAUCAAAAAAAUAUUUAGUAUUUACUCAAAUAUGACUUUAAAGUUAUAUUACGAUUUACUCUCACAACCAUCGAGAGCCCUAUACAUAUUUCUCAAAAUAUGUGACAUACCUUUUGAGAAUAAGAUUGUAAACUUGAAAAAUCUCGAACAAUAUACGACAGAGUUUGAACAGAUUAAUCCAUUCAAGAAAGUUCCUGUCAUGGAGCACAAUGGUUUCAAGCUUACUGAAAGUGUAGGGAUUGCACGCUAUAUAUGUAGAGAAUUUAAAGUAAAUGAUCACUGGUAUCCAUCGGAUUCAAAACGUCAAGCAAAAGUUGAUGAAUAUCUCGAAUGGCAACAUCUCAAUACAAGAUUACAUUGUGCUUCGUACUUCUUAGUAAAGUUCCUUAAUCCAAUUAUGCAAAAAAGACCACCAAAACCAGAAAAAGUGGCUGAAUUUGAAUCACGUAUGAAUGAUUGUCUUGACAUUAUUGAAAAUGUAUGGCUAAAAGAUAAGCAAUUUUUAGUUGGAAACACAAUCACUGUAGCUGACAUAUUUUGUGCCUGUGAACUGGAGCAACCACGUAUGGCUGGUUUUGAUCCGAAAAAGGGAAGACCAAAUCUAACUGCUUGGAUGGAAAAAGUUAUUGAAGAAACAAGUCCGUAUUAUCAAGAAGCUCAUAAAUUUUUAAAUAAAAUUGCUGAAGCCCCACCACGUCAAAGCUUCAAUUUUAGCUUUAAUUUUAAAGCUUAACACUUAUAUACAUCGCAUGUUUUAAUCGACAAAUGGUGAAUAUUUAAUACUUUUGAGGUAAAAAUGGGCUAUAUAUAUAAUUUUUUUGUUGAU
Nylanderia fulva is the source of this 1009-nucleotide messenger RNA. RefSeq names its product Glutathione S transferase T3. Gene Ontology annotation, biological process: glutathione metabolic process. The record is from RefSeq and is a predicted model, not a curated record. Gene Ontology annotation, cellular component: cytoplasm. Gene Ontology annotation, molecular function: glutathione transferase activity. NCBI's taxonomy places the organism in Eukaryota, Metazoa, Arthropoda, Insecta, Hymenoptera, Formicidae.